Salvia splendens (bonfire salvia) is the source of this 1654-nucleotide messenger RNA. RefSeq names its product DNA repair protein recA homolog 1, chloroplastic. Gene Ontology annotation, molecular function: ATP-dependent DNA damage sensor activity; single-stranded DNA binding; ATP hydrolysis activity. The transcript has 12 exons. Gene Ontology annotation, biological process: DNA repair. NCBI's taxonomy places the organism in Eukaryota, Viridiplantae, Streptophyta, Magnoliopsida, Lamiales, Lamiaceae. The coding region runs from base 75 to 1235 and encodes 386 amino acids. The record is from RefSeq and is a predicted model, not a curated record.
UUUACUGCAACAAAUAUAAUCUCGCCGUUUGAAAAGUAGAGAGAUUUUUAUGAGAUAACACAAAGCACAAAUUUAUGGAUUUAGUUUUGCCGCGGUUUGUGUCGCCCAAACUCAAGAAUUGCAGCUCGCCAAAUGCUCCCACGCUGCGAGGUGGUUUAGUUCAGGCCAGUCGGAAAACUGCUAGGGUUCGUUCGGAAUUCGACGCUAAAUUGAAUGGCGCCCUUUCUGCUGACUUCGACCCUCGAUUUACUGACCGGCAAAAGGCCCUUGAAGCUGCCAUGAACGACAUCAAUAGCUCCUUCGGGAAAGGAAGUGUUACGAGGCUUGGGAGUGCUGGUGGAGCAUUGGUGGAAACAUUUCCUAGUGGCUGCCUGACCUUGGACUUUGCUUUAGGUGGUGGUCUUCCCAAAGGAAGAAUUGUAGAGAUAUAUGGGCCAGAAAGUAGUGGAAAGACCACUCUAGCCCUCCAUGCAAUUGCAGAAGUGCAGAGGCUUGGUGGAAAUGCUAUGCUUGUCGACGCGGAGCAUGCUUUUGAUCCAUCUUACUCUAAAUCUUUGGGGGUUGAUGUAGAAAAUCUAAUUGUUUGCCAGCCUGACAAUGGAGAGAUGGCGCUAGAGAUUGCUGAUCGCAUCUGUAGGUCUGGUGCUGUUGAUCUCAUUUGUAUUGAUUCAGUCUCAGCACUUACUCCUAGAGCUGAAAUCGAAGGUGAAAUUGGGAUGCAGCAAAUGGGUUUACAAGCACGCCUUAUGAGUCAGGCUCUGCGAAAGAUGUCAGGCAAUGCUUCUAAAGCUGGAUGUACACUUAUAUUUUUAAAUCAGAUCAGACACAAGAUAGGAGUGUAUUACGGGAAUCCCGAAGUGACAAGUGGUGGAAUUGCUUUGAAGUUCUUUGCAUCUGUCCGACUUGAGAUAAGACCUAUUGGGAAGAUAAAAUUGGUUAAAGGUGAUGAAGAUGUCGGUGUUAAGGUUCGUGUGAGAGUUCAAAAGAGUAAGGUGUCAAGGCCGUACAAACAAGCUGAGUUUGAAAUUAUAUUUGGGGAAGGAGUCAGCAAACUGGGCUGUGUUCUGGAUUGUGCUGAAAUAUUUGAUGUUGUUUUAAAGAAGGGGUCGUGGUACAGCUAUGGAGAUCACAGUAAUUAUGAUACGGGUGGCGGUUGGAAAGUAUACAGGCUCGGGAAUAGGGAAGUCGUUUGGCCAAGUGAGCGCCAGCAGAACAACCCCACAAAUCUCGGCUGACUUGGUUAGUUGUUCAUGCUAACCGAUGGAGAAGAUUUGGGAGAGAAAAUCGACAAUCUUGUUAGGUUGUUAUAUCAGUUUCAUUGCUUCUAUGGAAAAUCGACAAUCUUGUUAGGUUGUUAAUUUUUCUGCAUUAGUCGUCCAUAUGUAGUAAGGACCCUAGGCGAUAGAAAGCAUCUUGGAAAUCAGUAAUAGGACGAUUUAGUCGUUGGCCUCCUGCGUGAGGAUUCCUCUUUCGUUGUUUAUCUUCUGGUCGUUUAUUUCGAGCAAUAAAGCCAUCUCUCUUCUCAUAAAUCCCCUGGUAGUUCUUUGUGGUAUUUGGUUGAGCACAACUCGUGCUUGUUAUAGUUUGUCGACCUUUACUCCCACAAUUUGGUGCGGUGAACGAUAGUUGUUACGCGCAACAUGAACAGUCGUUU